Messenger RNA from Salvia splendens (bonfire salvia), 1053 nucleotides. Its product is annotated as fimbrin-1. Gene Ontology annotation, cellular component: actin filament bundle; cytoplasm; actin filament. Gene Ontology annotation, molecular function: actin filament binding. Gene Ontology annotation, biological process: actin filament bundle assembly; actin filament network formation. The transcript has 7 exons. The record is from RefSeq and is a predicted model, not a curated record. The coding region runs from base 256 to 1053 and encodes 265 amino acids. Lineage: Eukaryota; Viridiplantae; Streptophyta; Magnoliopsida; Lamiales; Lamiaceae.
AUUCAAUAAAUAAUUUUCAAUCUGGAUUCAGGUGAUAUGUUUCCGGACUUGAAUUUUGUUUGAUUUUGUUUUUUUUUUGGGCAAUGGCUCCUGCAUUCUGAUUUGCAGAAUUGAAGCAAGCCAGCCAAAGGGCAUUUAUGUUUCAAUUGAUCUAUGAUACAUGGGGUUGUGUGAUUAUGUUUUUGUUUUGGGCAGUUUGAGGCAUUGAAAAAUGAGAAUGGUAAAGUUACGGUUGGAGAUAUACCCUCCUUAAUCAUGAAACUGAAGAGUUCGAAUGAUGUAUUUAAUGAGGAGGAGAUUAGACAACGAUGGGGAGAAUCACAUUCUGAUAUCAAUGACGAGGUGGAUUUUGAAAGCUUCCUCAGGUCAUAUGAAGAUGAACGAAAUAAAGCCAAUGAAAAAUCCGGGGGAUCAAAGACCCCUUCAUCCUUCCUGAAGGCAACCACAACAACUCUUCUUCACACCAUUCAUGAAACUGAAAGGGCUUCAUAUGUUGCACAUAUAAAUAUAUACCUCAGGGAUGACCCAUUUUUGAAGCAGUUCCUUCCAAUGGAUCCAUCCACAAAUGCUUUAUUUGACCUUGCAAAGGGUGGAGUACUAUUAUGCAAGCUUAUCAAUGUAGCGGUGCCUGGUACAAUAGAUGAGCGGGCUAUCAACACGAAAAAGGUACUCAACCCUUGGGAAAGAAAUGAGAAUCACACACUCUGCCUCAACUCUGCAAAGGCUAUUGGAUGCACGGUAGUCAAUAUUGGCACUCAAGAUCUUGUUGAAGGAAGACCUCAUCUGGUACUGGGAUUAAUUUCUCAAAUUAUAAAGAUCCAACUACUGGCAGAUCUCAACCUCAGAAAGACGCCCCAGCUUUUAGAAAUUGUGGACGACAACACUGAUGUUGAGGAGCUUAUGUCACUUGCUCCUGAAAAACUUCUGCUGAAAUGGAUGAAUUUCCAUCUUAAGAAAGGCGGCUACAAAAAGACAGUGACAAACUUUUCUUCUGAUCUGAAGGAUGGAGAGGCUUAUGCCUACCUUCUUAAUGUACUUGGCAAUACGAAAUGA